AUGGCCGUGACACUGCAACAACCGCGGGGCGCACCGGGAGCCAGGCGCGACCAGCCGAACUCGGCACUCGGGCUGUUGAGCGCCGAGUUCGGCACCGAUCGGCUCCUCCCGCUGAGCCCGCUCGGCUCUUUCCGUCACGCUUUCGUCUCCUUCCGCCAGCCGCUCGGGUAUUUCCGUCACGCCUUCGGUCGUUUCCGCCGGCCUCUCGGGGAUAUCCGCCAGAGGUUCGGGUAUUUUCGUCAGGCUCUCGGGUGUUUCCGGCUGCCGCUCGGCUGUUCCCGCCCUCCUCGCGGCGCAUGCGCGGGCGGGUCUGAGUCUGCCGCGCUGAAGCGAAGUGCGAGGCUUCGGCCACGGGGAGAGGUCGCCGUUCUUAUCUUCCACCCCCGCCGCCUUUAUGGAGCUCUGGGCCGGGGCUGCGGUCCGCUGCAGGGCGCAGCCGGACCACUCGUGCUGCAGGUUCCUGAGUCACACACAAAUCAAGGAUGGGACCAGGGUAAGUGGAUUAUUGCUGUUUUAUUGCCGUGUAUCUUAUUGAUCACACAAACAGCUGUGUGCCCAAAUGUUUUGGGAAAACCAGGAUCACUUACAGGGCAGCCAACAGGCUUGUGGUUAUUUGGGCUGGUGGAUUUUUCCGUUGCCAUUCUGCGUUCAUAUCGGGGGGAAAGAUAA
Cuculus canorus (common cuckoo) is the source of this 669-nucleotide messenger RNA. RefSeq lists its product as uncharacterized. The record is from RefSeq and is a predicted model, not a curated record. Lineage: Eukaryota; Metazoa; Chordata; Aves; Cuculiformes; Cuculidae. The transcript is spliced from 2 exons. The coding region runs from base 1 to 669 and encodes 222 amino acids.